This is a messenger RNA of Trichosurus vulpecula (common brushtail), 4867 nucleotides long. RefSeq names its product signal regulatory protein alpha (gene SIRPA). The transcript has 9 exons. The coding region runs from base 598 to 2109 and encodes 503 amino acids. The record is from RefSeq and is a predicted model, not a curated record. Gene Ontology annotation, cellular component: plasma membrane. NCBI's taxonomy places the organism in Eukaryota, Metazoa, Chordata, Mammalia, Diprotodontia, Phalangeridae.
AGUGCAGCCGGCGCACUCUCCCGCGCGCGCGCGGAUACACACACGCACGCAACACAUACACACACACACACACACACACACACACACACACACACACUCUUACACUCACACUCACACAUACACACACACUCCUCCCCAUCCCUUCCAUCUCCCAGUCUCGCUCUCUCUCUGCCUCUCUCUUUCUUCCUCUCUUCUUUCUUCCCGUCUCUUCUCUCUUUCUUCUUCGUUCCUUCCUUUGCCUCUCUCUCUCUCCUCGCUCACGUCUAGGUCUUUCCUCCCUUGCCUCCAAGUUACCUCCCCCUUCUCUAGGUCUGGGUCUGUCUGUCUGAGUCUGUCUCUCCCUUUCUCCUCCCUCUUUCUCCCUCCUGUUUCUCCCCCUCUCCAUUCUUUCUCACCUCCCCAUCUCCUCUCUUUUUUGUCUCUCCCCCUCAUCCUCCCUCCGUCAUCUCUCCCCCCUCUCCAUCCUUUCCUCUCCCCUUCCCCCCUUUUCUCCCUUAACCCUCCUUUCUCUCCCUCCCCUUCUCCCCCCCCCCCCCAUGAGGGCUUCUCAAAAAUAACCGCGGCGUGGCGUCUCUUUUGCUGCUUCAGCAGAGCCCCAUGGAGCCUGCCCGCGGCUCUCGCCGGCUCCGCUCCUGGUCCCUGCUCUUCCUGCUCCUGGCAGCGUCCCAUAGCUGGUCAGGAGCGCAGGGUCAGGAGGAGAUUCAGGUGCUACAACCUAAAGAUCCUGUGUCUGUGGCAGAGGGAGAGACGGUCACACUGAACUGCACACUGCCUGGGAUACAACCUCCAGGGCCAGUGAUAUGGUUCAAGGGAAAAGGGUCCCAACGGCAGGAAGUUUACAAUUUCAAAGGAGGCGUCAACCCACGGAUAAUGAAAACUGCCCCGCUCUCCAGCAUUACAGACUUCUCCAUCAGCAUCAGCAACAUCACUCCUGAGGACUCAGGAACCUACUACUGUGUAAAGUUCAAAAGGGGGACUACUGACACAGAGCUUAAAUCCGGGGGGGGCACCAUGCUGUCUGUGACGGCCAGACCUUCUUUGCCUGUAGUGUCCGGUCCCCAAGAGAGAGUAAACGUUGGCAAGCACAUGGAGAAUUUCACCUGUAACUCAACUGGCUUCUCCCCUAAAGACAUCACCCUAAAAUGGUUUAAAAAUGGGAAUGUGAUCCCUACCAGCUGGACCAAGAUUUUCCCUGAGAAUGAUAGUGUCUCCUACAACGUCACCAGUGUUGCGCUGGUGAACCUAGAAGCUAGCGACGUCCGUUCCGAGGUCAUCUGUGAGGUGACUCAUAGCACAUUAGGAACUCCUCUUCGAGGGACAAAGAAUUUGUCAGACAUUAUCCGAGUUAAUCCUGAAGUGAGCAUUUCUCCUCAAAUAAUCCCCACGAACAGCACCAACAUCACCUGUCAUGUGAACAAGUUCUAUCCUAAAAAUGUGAGUGUUAUCUGGCUAGAAAAUGGCACUGAAAUUACAAAAGAGAAGACACCUGAACCCACAGAGAACAGAGAUGGUACCUACAGCCUCAACAUCUCACUCCUGGUCAACACAUCUGAACAAAAGGAAUCCCGGGAGAUCACCUGUCAGGUGUUGCAUGAUUCCCAGCCUCCGAUCAGUAUCAAUAGAACACUUAUGCCCACCCACAAUUCGGGGACUGUGGAUAAAAAAGAAUCAGAGCCUGGAUCCCAGAACAUCUUUAUUGCAGUGGGGAUAGUGUGUAUUGUGCUGGCCGCUCUGCUGAUUGCCACCAUCUACCUCAUCCGAGCCAAACAGAAGAAAGCAAAAGGUUCGACUUCUUCUACAAGAUUACAUGAGCCGGAAAAAAAUGCCAGAGACCUAAGCCAGAUCCAGGAUGCAAAUGAUAUCAACAGUGACAUCACCUAUGCAGAUCUGAACCUGCCUAGAGGUAAAAAGAGCGCCCCUCGAGCUGUGGAGACCAACAGCCAGACUGAGUACGCCAGCAUCCAGACUGGCCCAUCCCCUCAGCGAGAGGAUAACCUGACCUACGCAGACCUGGACAUGGUCCACCUGAAUCGAUCAUCCAAGAAGCCUGCAGCCAGACCCGAAGAAUCGUAUUCAGAAUAUGCCAGUGUCCAAGUCCAGAGGAAGUGAACGCCGCUUCUGGGUUGCUGGUUUCACGGGGCGGCGGCAGUGGCAGAUCAGGAAGGCUCUUGCUGGAGCGCUACAAAGUUGGCGGCACAGCCCCCCAGGAAGUGCGGUGGAAGUGCCCGCCAAUCUCUGCUUACCGCGAAAGCUGCGUCCUUUGGGACCCAUUGAUGAGGGGGGAGGAUGGCCCCACAUUGCUCUCCACUGUACACUAACUCAUGAGCUUGGUGUGCACUUCCACCAAGGGACCAAGGGCUUUGGGGCAAGCUACGUUUCAAACAUUUCCAAAUGCAGAGGGUGACAUUCCAAAACUAAAGUUGAGUAAAGGAACAGAAAUCUGGGAGAUUGCUGCCCCUCCCCCCUGUGGUGACAUCACAAUGGCCUGGGAGCACAGGCUCCCCUCCCUGCCCCAGCCCAGCCUGCCCUGCUGGGAUGGGGGCACACUCUUUAGACAGAUCACCUUCAUGGCUUUUCAGUAACACAGUCACUGACUCCAGUGUCCCCCUAACUAUGUUCUUCCAGGGCAAAACACGAAGGAAAAGCCUACCCUCUCUUCUCCCAACCCACCUGUGACUGCACGUUGCUCUAGGAGAAAAUUCUCCAGAUUCUUUUUUGCAGAGAGGCUGGAAAAAAAACUUUGUGAACUGUUCAGUGAGACUUGGCUAGGGGUUAUGGUCAGGCUUCCCAGCUCUCCUGCUUGUGUUCCAGGACAGACUUGGUGUGUCUGUCAGGAGAGGUGGACCUUCAGACUAAAUCAGAACACCUACUUACACAACUCACUUUUGACUAAGGGUCGUGUGUAACUUGACUCUCCCCUGGACAACCCUCCCCCAAACUCAGUUGUCCCAGCUGUAACUCCAUACAGACACGCCUCUCAUUUCUAGACCUGAAUUUUGCUUCCAGCCCACACUAACACAGCAAUGCCUCGCUGCUGUUUACUCCUGUAAAUUAUUAAGAAAUGUGAAAUGUGCAAUCUUGAAACCAAGGUGUUAGAAAAUUUGAUCUGUGGUUUUUUUUUUCUUUUAAGCAUUAUAUUGGCUCUUUGUCAUGUGUUGAAGUCCUGUGUUGCACAUGGUUGAGUCUUACAGGGUGUAGGAGGGUUUAUCCUUUGCUGUUCAGGAUGAGUUUUCUUGAAGCAGAAACAGAAUUCUAUACAGUUACCAGAAGAUUACUGGGCAGAUAGCCACAGUCCAGCUAUUCCUUGGGGGCACCUUGCUUUCUGAGUGUGAUUAAAUUGGCGAUGAUGACUUUGGUGGGAUGGAGCAAGUGCCCUGUGGCCGAUACUUCUGCUAACCUUAGCCUUUGCCAUAAGCAGAGCUGCUGAGACAAUGUCUCCAGCAAUUUGGGGGGGCAGCAUCCUUGGUUGUGUGAGCUAGUGGAUAGGCUGCCUGAAAAUGCCCAAACCAAGCUCCCACCCAGCUCCAACACUAGCUCACUAAGUGGCCCUAAAAGAGUCACUUAGUCUGGUGCCUCAGUUUCUCCACCUGUAAAAUGAAAAUGAGAAGAUUUGCUACCAAUCUCUAUAAAGCACUUUAUGAUUCUGGAGUCCAGGGGACCAUUUAGGUGAAUUAUUCUCCUCGCAGAAGCAGCUAAAGAGCCAGCACCAUAGCUCUGGAACCUGUCUUCUCCGGGACACCCCCUUCUGUUUCUGCUCUUUGCAACUGCCAGAGUGAAGCUGGACCAGACAGAGAAGCAGAGAGUUACUGGAGGGCAGUGAAGCCAGUCUCAGCUCCUCCCUCGUCCUCCCAUCUCCAAAGCUGUGGCAUAGGCUAAUGGCUUCUCCUGAUUUUCCAGCAGUGACACCAAUUACCAUCCUGUCAUUCAGACUGUGAAACAGAUCUUCUAGAUGGAAAGCUGACGGGGUGAGGGGAUGGUGGAGCCAGGAAUCCAGGGAGGGCAGAUGUUGCAUGACCUGUUUUGACUGUGUUGACACAUUAACUGUUCAAUCUUUUCCAGCUAAAUGCAAAUAUCCCCACUCUCCCAGGGUUCAACGACUCUAUCCAGAAUUCUUGGCUAGGUGAGUCAGAAAUAAGACAUUGGCCUAGAGAGAACCUUGCCCCUCGCCCCAAGUGAGACCUUUCUCUGGAACAUUUUAUGUUCCUGGCAUUAACAUGGCUGUUUGGGGGACAAGAUUGCGGUUCCCAGCACAAGACUCAUGCUGCUUGGCAUGUGAAGAAGUGAAGGAAGUAUCUGAUUAAACAUGCAGCACGACCAUAAUUGUUGCCGUAAUCAGUGUCAUCUGUGGGGUUUGUUUUAGGUGGCUCGACAACCACCAGCCAGGAACAUCUGGUGAAAUCAUUCCCUUUUCUCAUGUAGGUCCUUCCGGAACCCAAAAACGUUGGCUUGCAAACUGCCUCCCUCAUCCCCACUCAGCUUCCUUCACUGGAAACACCAUCGUAUUUGAGGAAAACAUUCUCAAAUCCUCUUGUUCUCUUGGUGCCAUCAUUUUUUGUGUGUGUCUUUUAUCGGGGUAAGGGGUGGUAUUGGGGGGAGACGAGGAUGGAAAGAAGCCAAAGGAAAUAGAGAGCUUUAGCUUUAGCUCAGCUGCUUUGAGAGAGAUCUGUGCAGAGACAGUAUGAUGGUGCUCAGGUGAGGAAGAAAUAGAAACAUGAGAAGAAAUGGAGUGUCCAAGGUUUCUUUGAAGAACACCGGGAAGGAGCCAGGCCCCGAUUUGUAUAUACUUGCUUCUUAAACUUUUUUGGCUUGCAAAAUAUUUUUGUAAUAAAGAUUUCCGGGAAAUAAUAAUUUGAAAAGUUGAAAAAAA